AAGCUGUUCGCAUAUAAAUGCACGUCUCGUCGGCUGCAAUUUGUUAUUUAACGCACGGAGUUGGUAGACAAAACAUCUGUUUCGCGAUCUACUUACUAUAAGCAUGAAAAACUCAAUCGUGUCUCGCCUCAUCAGUGCGGUAGUUUAUAUAAUUUUGCAGAUCAAUUCACUCAACGAUGCCAAGCCACGUGGUAAAAUGGAGAUGAUGCCAGACAGUUGCAAGGAGAAAACGUAUUGUGUGACGAAACACGAACACUAUCCCGAUGAAACAAUCCAGACUCUACUAGAAAAUAUUGAGGAGCUCGUCGUGAUGACAGAGAGUACUAAUCUCACCUCGAACAGUGCAACCGACUUCCAAGAAUCGUGCGACUGCGAAACCAACAUUUUUAUGCAACCUAUUUAUGAAAUUAUCGACGAAUACGACAACUUACGGUUCGUGGCUCAGUCCGCAAAUUUCCGCCAAGUUGCAAGAAUAGAGGAAUGCCAAACACCAGGCCGCGUUUUGGAGAGCACUUUAAAUUUCCCCCAAAUUGUAUUGGAAAGCGUGAACUUGUCCUGCGAGGAGACCCGAAUACCGUAUCAGUUUAUCGUUUUGAGCCUGGAUGGGACGUCGAUGGAAUCUGUGUCGGUGAAAGGAGGACUUCCAGUGAGCUGCGACACUCGGCUGGCAGAGUGACAAAAAAUUGUCUGUAAACCCGUUCAUAUCACUUAAGAAAUUGUCUAUAAUAUUCAUACGAAUUCGAAAUUUGAAAAUUAGUGAAAUUAGAAUUUUGAAGAAAUCGGUUAGCAAUAUUUAUAUAUAAUGUGUUUCCUCUUCAACCUACGCAUUAUUCAUCCAACGGUGUUUAAAUUUAUUUAUAGAAUUCACUUUAACGUGUCAGACAAUACAGACAUUAAUGACUGAUGACGUACGAGUUGUGUUACGUAAUGUGUGAAGUAUACCUUGACGCAUUGUUCGAAAUAUAAUAGUCAAAAUGCAUUACUUUUAGAAAAAAAAA
Molecule: messenger RNA, 998 nt
Organism: Manduca sexta (tobacco hornworm)
Lineage: Eukaryota; Metazoa; Arthropoda; Insecta; Lepidoptera; Sphingidae
Exons: 6
Coding region: 104-676 (190 amino acids)
Source: RefSeq, a predicted model, not a curated record